Molecule: messenger RNA, 2800 nt
Organism: Anoplopoma fimbria (sablefish)
Lineage: Eukaryota; Metazoa; Chordata; Actinopteri; Perciformes; Anoplopomatidae
Product: Golgi reassembly-stacking protein 2-like
Exons: 10
Coding region: 108-1436 (442 amino acids)
Biological process (GO): Golgi organization
Cellular component (GO): Golgi apparatus
Molecular function (GO): protein binding
Source: RefSeq, a predicted model, not a curated record
UAACCAUUUGGCGACGUGUACCGGUGUGUGGAAGUGUUGAGGUAGCUCACCUCUCCUGGAUAACAAGCUGCCAUUAAAACCUAAAAAAGCCUUAAAGGUGCUAAACCAUGGGAGGUGCGCAGAGUGUGGAGAUACCGGGAGGAGGCUCCGAGGGCUACCACGUCCUCCGGGUUCAGGAGAACUCGCCAGGACACCGUGCAGGACUGGAGCCUUUCUUUGAUUUUAUUGUCUCGAUCAACAACACCAGACUGAACAAGGACAAUGACACCUUAAAAGACUUGCUGAAAGCCAGUGUUGAGAAACCAGUUAAGAUGCUGGUUUACUCCUCAAAGACUCUGGAGCUGCGGGAGUCGACAGUCACCCCUAGCAACCUGUGGGGGGGCCAGGGCCUGCUCGGCGUCUCCAUUCGUUUCUGCAGCUUUGAGGGAGCCAAUGAGAAUGUUUGGCAUGUGCUGGAAGUAGAGCCUAAUUCCCCAGCAGCCCUCGCUGGCUUGCGGCCGCACACAGACUACAUCAUUGGAGCCGACACUGUAAUGAAUGAGUCAGAGGACCUGUUCUCUCUGAUAGAAAGCCAUGAGGGGAAAGGACUGAAGCUCUAUGUGUACAACACUGACACAGAUAACUGCAGAGAAGUGAUCAUCACACCUAACGGUGCCUGGGGAGGAGAGGGCAGUCUUGGAUGUGGGAUUGGCUAUGGAUACCUCCACAGGAUUCCCACUAGGCCUUUUGAGGAGGGGAAGAAGAUCAGCUUCCCUGGAAACUCUCCCAGUGAGCCCGUCAGUCCGCUGAAGGAUGGAUUCACUGAGGUCCAACUUUCAGCAGUGUCCCCUCCACCUAGUGCACCUGCUGUCCCUACUGGGCUUGAAGAUUCACUGUCAGGCCUGUCAAUCAGCACAGCCCCGCCCACCAUGCCCAGGGAGCUUCAGACAGGUUUGCCCACUGUCCCUCUGCUCCCCUCCUCCACCAGCCCCGCCCUCAGCCGACUCACUCCACUGAAUCCUGCCACCACCGGCUUCAACCCUGCCUCCACGCUACCAGGUCUGAUGCCCCUCCCAGGUGGCUUACCUCCACUCCCCAACUUGCCCAACCUCAACCUGCCACUACCAGACCUCAGCGCUGUGUCACUAGCAGGCACCAGCACCUUUCCAUCAAUAGGAACUACAGUACCCACUCUGGCCAAUCUCCCACCCCUCAACUUCCCAGGUCUGCCCCCCUUACCCCCUCUACCCACCAUGCUACCCUCCCAGCUGCCGCCUCUCCUCCCUCAGGGAGUGGUCCCCCUCCUGCCCAUCUCAACCAUGGCUCCUACAGCCUCGGUCACAGUCACAGCAGCGCCUGCAACCGAGCCCGCCGUCAACCCCACAGUCCAAACAGAAGCAGCCUCCACGAACGUCACGGAAUCACCGGCCACGACGGAAACGGCACUAACGUCGUAAUAUGUCAAACAAGGUUCCACUUGCCAUCAAACCAAAACACAUGCCCGGUUUCUCUCUUCUUCUCCCUCUCCCCCAACUGUCUGUCUUUCUCUGUGUUUUUCUAUUUAUUUGGCCAAGAGGGACAGGCAGACAGCUGCACCAGUUCAGACAUAGGUCGGCAUGUUCCAGGUAUGGGUGGGGAAGCUUGUUUGGAUCAAUGAAGGAUGAAUGGAUAUGAAGAGUGGGGGACGGCUGUAGACUGGUCUUACCAACAUGUCUUUAUUACCAGAUUGUCACGGAGCUAGUCCAAGGAUGUAUGCGGAGGAUGAGGUCUACUCUUCGGUUUGUAGUUUACUUCAAACUUCUGCAGUUACAACAAGGAGAUCUUCCCCUUUCAAAUCUGGCAAGGGUGUCUGUUUCAUCAUUUAUAUAUUAAAAAAAAUUGAGAAGAGCUACAACAACCAAUGACCCCUUACUGGAUCUCACAAUCCAGUCCAGAGGUCAUUUAACUUGUCUUACUGUAAUAAAUCAGGACAAAGUUGUCAGAAGUGGGCCUACAGGAGAAAAGAAAAUCGUGAACUGCUGUAUUGAAACAUAGAUAAAUGUUAAAGUAAAAUAUCAAUUCAUCAUGUUACAGAUUUUUGGUGUUAUCGUCCAGCCCUAACAUGUAACCUUUUAUUAUUAGUUAAUAGAACCCCUGACCAAUAGAUACAUUUGAUUGACAUGUAUACAUUUUUGUUGAAAGUGCUUUAUGACUGUCUACACCCAAUGAAUGAAUCUGCAUUAUUUUGCACCACCUUUGUGUUUUGAAAAUUAUUAGUCUGUCCCUUUGUAUGUCUCCAUGUAUACAGAACUCCACAGUAUCCGUCUCUACCACACAGGGAUGGAAACAGCCAGAAUGCCAUGCCAGAGGGGACAGAGGGUUACAGUUACAGGGCUUCUGAGUAGAGUAUAUAUGCUCGCUGUUGGGUGAAACAUGGGUGCAGGGGUAUUAAUAAUUAAAUAGUGCGUCUCCCCUGGGCAUGGCUGAAGCAAAUCGGUAGGCAGAGUGUCAGUGACGCAGUACAACAGCAAGGUGUCACUAUAAAAAUAACUUUCUGAAAACAUCUACACUGCACAGUGCAAGCAAUAAAGCCAAAUUAAUUUUACAUCAUGCCUCUGUGUCUUUAUACCGUGUUCUUUGCUUCUAUAGUCUCAGUCCAACCUUACACAUAUGAUAGCAAACCAAAAAGAUUAAGAAACUUUGGAAAAAAAACAAUAAAGGUGGUGCAGUAAAGCAAAAUGUGUAAAGUGAGGAUGAAAUGCAUUUAAUGUUAAUAUGUAACAGGAUAAAGUUCAACUGUUUUUAUUGUUUUUAUACUUUGGAGAUAUAUCAAAAAUAAAAU